GCAUCAUGUGACCAUUUGGCGGCGAGAGCUGAUGACGCAUGAGCCUGCGCUCGGCGUUUCAGCUACAAGGGAAAGGAGUUAAGCAAGGAGUUGGGGUCUUGUGUGGGAAGUCGGGGUGCAGCCAGACGGAUCUAGGUCGGGCAGCCAGGUAAUAAUUUCAAGAUGCCAGGACGUUCCAGUUCAAAUUCAUGUUCAACUGGUUUUAUAUCCUUCAGUGGUAUAGAAUCUGCUCUCUCCUCGUUGAAAAAUUUCCAAUCCUGUAUCACCUUCGGAAUGGACACAGCCUCUAGUGUUGCUCUGGAUCUAGUCGAAACUCAAACUGAAGUGAGUAGCGAAUACAGUAUGGACAAGGCAAUGGUUGAAUUUGCUAUGAUGGAUCGGGAACUAAACCAUUAUGUAAAAGCUGUUCAAUCUAUGAUAAGUCAUGGUUGGGAGAACAGCAUAAAAUUAGAAUCAGACAGCUGAUUGCCCAGCAGAAUGUCAUCAACUAUCCAAGCACAGAGCCUGAAGGACCCUGAGAUUGCAAAACUCUUCUCCAAAGAAGAUCCAGAGAAGCGCUUCACAAAUCUCAGAAAAGUUGGCCAUGGAGGCUAUGGAACAGUGUUCUUUGCACGAGAUGUGCACACCCAUGACAAGGUGGCUAUCAAGAAAAUACCUUUUACUGGAAAGAGGGCUAUGGAGUGUUGGCAGGGUAUUAUUAAGGAAGUCAGUUGCCUACGAACAUUAAAACAUCCCAACAUUGUAGAAUACAAAGGCUGCUAUUUAUGUGAGCACAGAGCAUGGCUUGUAAUGGAAUAUUGUUCAGGAUCUGUUUCAGAUUUGUUGGAAUUUCACAUAAUGCCAUUACAAGAAAUGGAAAUAGCAGCAAUUAUACACGGUGCUCUUCAGGGAUUAGCCUACUUCCAUUCUCGUGCCAGGAUCCAUAGAGACAUCAAAGCAAGAAAUAUCCUUCUGACACCACGAGGCCAGGUGAAACUUGCUGACUUUGGAUUUGCUUCCAUGGCCUCUUAUUCCAAGACUUUUGUGGGAACACCGCAUUGGAUGGCCCCAGAAAUAAUUUUAGGCAGGAAUGAAGAACAAUAUGAUAGCAAAGUAGAUGUAUGGUCUCUGGGGAUAACAUGUAUUGAAAUAGCGGAAAGGGAGCCUCCUUUAUUUGCUCUGAAUGCAAAGCGUGCCUUAAAGCUCAUUACCAGAAAUAACCCCCCUACACUACAGUCUAAUGAAUGGUCCAGUUCUUUUCACAACUUUGUAGAGGCUUGCCUCCAGAAAAACCCUAAAGAUCGCCCUACAUCAAAGACACUUUUAAAGCACCCAUUUCUUCUUCGGGAGCGCCCUACAACAGUGUUAACAGAUCUCCUUCAAAGGGCAAAGAAAGAAAAAAAAAGAGUGCUGGGCAAUCUGCACAAUCGAAAGACGAAGAUGGUCCUUUCCCAGGAGGCACAUAAAGGGCCAGCAGUAGAAUCACAAGAAGAAAAGGACCAAGAUCACGGUGUUGGACAGGCAGGAGCAGUGCACAAUAUUGGAAGUCAUCAGUCUGUUCCCCGUAUGUGCAGCAGGACCAGGAGUCAAAGCGGUAGGGUUGACAUUCUUCAGGAUGCCUCGGGUAACAAGGAUGAGCUACCCGUGAUGGAGGGAAUCGAAACAAUUACGUCUAAUGAUUCUGCCAUCCGUUCAAGACCUGACCAAGAUCACGGUGUUGGACAGGCAGGAGCAGUGCACAAUAUUGGAAGUCAUCAGUCUGUUCCCCGUAUGUGCAGCAGGACCAGGAGUCAAAGCGGUGGGGUUGACAUUCUUCAGGAUGCCUCGGGUAACAAGGAUGAGCUACCCGUGAUGGAGGGAAUCGAAACAAUUACGUCUAAUGAUUCUGCCAUCCGUUCAAGACCUGUUACAAGUGAAAUGCCAGAACAUGAGCAGGAAAGUCAGCUCAGAGAACAAAUGUCUGGCUGUAACAGAAUGACACAGCAACAUCAGAAACAGCUGGUGAAUCUGGUAAAAAAGUUAAAGGCUGAGAUGGAUGAGCAUCGCCUCAGAUUAGAGAAAGACCUUGAAACUCAGCGUAAGACCUUUGCUGCAGAAAUGAAGAAGCUUCUCAAGAAACACCAGGCGGCAGUGGAAAAAGAGGCUAAAGUGAUGUGCAACAAGGUGAAAAAAUUUCAGCGGCGUAUCCAGGAUGAGCAGAAGAAAGAACUGAAUAGCCUUUUGAAGACCCAGAAGAGAGAAUACAAACUUCGAAAGGAACAGCUUAAGGAGGAGCUGAAUGAAAACAAGAGCACCCCAAGAAAAGAAAAAGAGGAAUGGCUUUCAAAGCAGAAAGAGAACAUACAGCAUUUCCAAGAAGAGGAAAAGACCAAUCUUCUUCAGCAUCAGAGCCAGUACCUAGAGCUGCAAUGCCGUCUCUUCGAAAGAAAGUUGUUACUUGGGUGCCACAACUUGGAGCAGGACCUUGUCAGGGAGGAAUUAAAUAAAAGGCAGGCUCAAAAGGACUUAGAGCAUGCAAUGCUACUGCGACAGCAUGAAUCCACACAAGAACUGGAGUUCCGCCACCUCAACACAGUGCAGAAGAUGCGCUGUGAGUUGAUGAGUCUGCAGCAUCAAACCGAGCUCACUGACCAGCUGGAGCGUAAUAAACGGAGAGAGCGAGAACUAAGGCGGAAGCAUGUCAUGCAGGUUCGACAGCAGCCGAAGAGUCUGAAGCCGCAUUUGGAUGAAGCACAGGAGGCAGAGUGCCAGGCUUUGAAAACGCAGCUGCAGCAGGAACUGGAGCUGUUGACUGAACUUCAGAGCAAGAUCAAAAUGCAGGCUGAGGCACAAGACGCUCAGGAGCUUCGGGAGCUUGAACAGAGGGUCUCCCUCCGCAAGGCACUCUUAAAACAACAGAUUGAAGAAGAGAAACUGACAUCACAGAAUGAGUGCACUGAAAGGAUACGAAGCCUGCUGGAGCGUCGAGCAAAAGAGAUGAAAGCUGUCGACUUUGAAAGCGAGGGACUAGGUUUUAGAAACAUCCAUUCUAACCUUGCCCCUGAAGCAUUCAGCCACAGCUCCCCCAGAGCUCCUCACAGGGGGCAUCCCAUAGGUGGCCUACCACAAGCCUGGGGCCAUCCAGUGCAAGGUGGGUCCCCAGCCAUGCAGGUCACCCUUCUGAGCCAAUGCAUGGGGUACCCCGAGGUAGCAGUAUGGGAGUUCACAAUAGCCUUUGGGUUCUGAGGCGGACAGCUGCCGGAGGAUGUACGGAACACGGCAUGAACAGAAGCACCAGUGUCACUUGACAAAUAUCCAAUGGGUCACACAUGUCUCACACGUAACUUAAAAUUGAGAAUGGCGAGGAGGAGCCAAGAUGGUGCCGUGAGUAGGACAGCGGAAAUUUCCUCCCAAAAACAUACAUAUUUUUGAAAAUACAACCAUUCCUAAAACAGAGACCAGAAGAUACAGUACAACAGCCAGGCUACAUCUACAUCUGCGAGAACCCAGUGCCUCGCGAAGGGGGUAAGAUACAAGCCGUGGCCCGGCAGGACCCGAGUGCCCCCCACCCCAGCUCCUGGCAGGAGGAGGAGAGUCAGAGCGGGGAGGGAGAGGGAGCCCAGGACUGCUAAAUACCCAGCCCUAGCCAUCCGCACCAGAGCACGGACACACAGUGCGUGGUGUGCUGGAUACUAGGGAAACUGAACAGUAAAACCUGCGAGCGGGUCCCCACAGCCAGCGCACCUGGAACAAAAGAAAAGCAAGUGCUUUUUGAAGGUCUUAAAGGGACGGGGGCCUCACAGCUGGAUGGAGGCGUCCCAGCACACUCAGCCGAGCAGCUGGGAAUCCCGGGGAAGUCCAGGCGCCCCGACACCCUGGGCGACAACGCAGCUCGGAGGCCCCUCACAGUGAUAAACAGCCUCCCACCCAUUCCCCCUCUGGUGCGGCCCCACCAGCGCAGAGCAGCAGCCUAAAAGUGGCCACGCCCACAACAACCAUGCGGAGCUUACUCCACAGUAGCGGGGCAAGAGUCAGAGACCCGUCUGCACGCAGCUGCCCAGUAAAAGCCGCUGGGGGUCACCGUUCUCCCAGGAAAGGAAGGCCAGGAGCAAGUGGAAAGGGACUUUGAUCUCCCAGCUGACACACAUGCCAACUGCCUACGACUACCUCUAUCACCAUGAAAAGGCAGAAGAAUUUGAUACAGACCAGACUAACCCAGACAUCCUCCCCCGAGAGGGAAUCUGAGGAGAUAGAUUUAACCAUUCUUCCUGAAGAAGAAUUCAAAAUAAAGGUCAUAAACAUGCUGAUGGACUUGCAGAGAAAAAUGCAAGAGCUAAGGAGGGAGAAUACAGAAAUAAAACUAUCUCUGGAAGGACUUAAAAGCUGAAUGGAUGAGAUGCAAGAGGCCAUUAAUGGAAUAGAAAUCAAUGAACAGGAAUGCAGUGAAGCUGACGCAGAGAGAGAUAAAAGGAUCUCCAGGAAUGAAACAAUAUUGAGAGAACUGUGUGGCCAAUCAAAACGGAACAAUAUCCACAUUAUAGGGCUACCAGAAGAAGAGAGAGAAAAAGGGAUAGAAAGUGACUUUGAAGAAAUAAUUGCUGAAAACUUCCCCAAACUUGGGGAGGAAAUAGCCUCUCAGACCACUGAAGCACACAGAAUUCCCAACACAAGGGACCCAAGGAGGACGACACCAAGACACAUAAUAAUUAAAAUGGUAAAGAUCAAAGACAAGGACAGAAUAUUAAAGGCAGCCAGAGAGAGAAAAAAGGUCACCUACAAAGGAAAACCCAUCAGGUUAUCAUCAGACUUCUCAAUAGAAACCUUACAGGCCAGAAGAGAAUGGCAUGAUAUAUUUAAUGCAAUGAAACAGAAGGGCCUUGAACCAAGGAUACUGUAUCCAGCACGAUUAUCAUUUAAAUAUGAAGGAGGGAUUAAUCAAUUCCCAGACAAGCAAAAGUUGAGGGAAUUUGCCUCCCACAAACCACCUCUACAGGGUAUUUUAGAGGGACUGUGCUAGAUGGAAGGACUCCUAACGCUAAACAGAUGUCACCAGAGAAAAUAAAAUCACAGCAAAGAAAGCAGACCAAUCAAUUACUAACUAAAGGCAAAAAAUAAAAUCAACUACCCAAAAAAGCAGUCAAAGGAAACACAAAAGAGCACACACACACACACACACACACACGAAAAAAAAACACCUAACAUUCAAAGAAUGGACGAGGAGGAAUAAGAAGGGAGAGAAAUAAAGAAUCAUCAGACUGUGUUUAUAAUAGCUUAUAAGUGAGUGAAGUUAGACAGUAAGGUAGUAAAGAAGCUAACCUUGAACCUUUGGUAACCAAAACCU
Messenger RNA from Manis pentadactyla (Chinese pangolin), 5299 nucleotides. Its product is annotated as serine/threonine-protein kinase TAO1-like. Gene Ontology annotation, biological process: execution phase of apoptosis; protein phosphorylation. Gene Ontology annotation, molecular function: ATP binding; protein kinase activity. Bases 478 to 3204 code for a protein of 908 amino acids. The transcript has 21 exons. Lineage: Eukaryota; Metazoa; Chordata; Mammalia; Pholidota; Manidae. The record is from RefSeq and is a predicted model, not a curated record.